UUAUCUCUUCUGUGCAGAGACAGGUUUUCUCUGCCUCUGUGGUUAUACUUGAUGUUGAUCUUAGUUACCUUUCUCGAAGAACGCUAAUGCGCCUGCGCGUCCGCCGUGAUUCGAUACGAGAUUCAAAAACAGUUGCCAUAAAAUAGUUAGCUUUGGUCGGACAUUUGCAAUUUCUAGAAUUUUCCGAUGCUUUCUUAUGAUUUUCGACGAUUUCGAAUGAAUUUUCAACAUAAUAGAGAAAAUAAGUAAUUCCACUGGAACAAAAUCAACUACAGCAACUUAAGAUGGAAAACAACAAAUUCCAGGUUAUCGGCAAAGCAAGACUUUCCGCUGAAAAUUAUUUCAGGAGACGGGGAAGAAAAAAAAAUCAAGAUGAUGACGAUCAGAAGGGAAGGAACCCAAGCAAUGGACAAUUCAGCUGCAUGAUAGCGAGAGAAAAGAAGCAAUUCCACUUGGACAAAAUUAUCUGGAAGAAAAUUUUCAGCUCCUCCAAUGGUAACGGAUAUCGAGACGACAAGAUUUUUUUACUAGGUUUUAGGUUAGAAAGGGAACAGGACGGAGCAGCCAGAGUUAUCAAGUUGGAAAUCUGAACAUUUCAAGCAGCCAAUCCUGAUGUAAAGAGAAAAGGACUGGAGUUAGCAACGGCAUUGAGAAAAAUUUAUUCUAAAUAUUGGAAACAUUAAUCGGGCUGGUCUACUUUGAAGCACUGCUAUCUAGUGGACUAUUCUAGAAGGCAAAAGAUUCAAUAUUCAGAUAUAAUUACUCAUGAUGACUAAUUGGUCAGUGAUGUCAUUCUUGCGAUGAGGAACAUCCCAAUAAUCUUGUAGGAAGAACCUGAAAGGAAUAAAAACUGAGGCGUGCUGGUGUGUGUUGAUGAAUCAGGAUUAAAAAAAAAUGAUUGAAAAGAGUGCUUUUGAUAUCCGGAAUCCCAGCAGCUGGUAUUGAAAUAAUUGAAAACAGGACCUUAAUCUCAAAAAUUAAAAUGAAAUAUGAUUUGUUAUGUUUGUUACUCUGAUUAUAGAUAUAAAUUUAUUGUAAUACAAUGUAAAUAGAGUUCAAAUAAAGUUAUUAUU
Messenger RNA from Coccinella septempunctata (seven-spotted ladybird), 1073 nucleotides. RefSeq lists its product as uncharacterized. The record is from RefSeq and is a predicted model, not a curated record. Lineage: Eukaryota; Metazoa; Arthropoda; Insecta; Coleoptera; Coccinellidae. The transcript has 8 exons. The coding region runs from base 285 to 590 and encodes 101 amino acids.